This is a messenger RNA of Pecten maximus, 1931 nucleotides long. RefSeq names its product zinc finger MYND domain-containing protein 15-like. Gene Ontology annotation, biological process: negative regulation of DNA-templated transcription. Gene Ontology annotation, molecular function: histone deacetylase binding. The record is from RefSeq and is a predicted model, not a curated record. Lineage: Eukaryota; Metazoa; Mollusca; Bivalvia; Pectinida; Pectinidae. The transcript has 11 exons. The coding region runs from base 50 to 1924 and encodes 624 amino acids.
UAGGGUGGCGGGAGGUUUUAUUUCAUUAUUUUUAUUUCAGCCACUCAACAUGUCAUUCGAUAGUUGUUUACUUGAUUUGUUACGUGUGGAGACUGAUCCAAAUUAUGAAUCAUCCCUUGAACAUCUUCGUGAGAUGCGACCAGAGCUAUAUAUAAGGAAAUCGCCUUAUAUAUCCGAUAAUGAAGAUUUUGAAAGAAAGUAUGCUGUUGCCCUGUACUUCUUAAUGAAUUCAUGUAAAAACUGUGAUAGAAUAAGAUUCAUCAAACAACCUGGAGACCCUGGCUUUACUGAGGGUGUGAAGGCUAUAACUAAGAAAUGUCAGCUUGCCAAGGAAAGACAACUGCAAAUAUGCCAGUUACCAAUAGAGGAUACGGUUUGGACUUUAGAUAGAAUUGUAGACCAGACAGAUACCCAGACAACGAUACUAGUGAUACAGGACCGGUGUUCUCUGGUUGUCGGUUUUACGGCGUGGGACACAUCAGACAAAACCUUAUCUGACCACAUCCACCUGGCCCUGUGCAAAGCCUGUCUGUUUCCUGUAGUACACAAACCCCGUCGUCCUCGUUACUUUGGAAUCAGAGACAAAGACCUCGCCAAGAGCUGUGUGUUAGAUGGAGGUAGAUUAGGGAUUACCUGUGUAAUGGAGCCAAAUCUCCUGGCGACCUGUCAGAUAUCCUCACAGUCUGUCCAGGCCAGUAAAGACACAUUCCAACUGUUCAGGGAGUGUACCGUCUGUCGAUUCAGGGCCGAGAGGGAAAUGUUUAAUACAUGUACUGGGUGUGGAGCUAUGCUGUAUUGUACAGAGACCUGUUAUGAGAUAGACCAGAGUCAGGAAAGACAAACAACCUUAUACGGUCAUUCGAACUGGUGUCACAAACUCAGGACAUAUAUGGUAGAGGAGGAACAGCUUGUAGACCUGCCCUUCACUUUUACUACAGAAACGACACAUCCUGAAUUUGGUGCUCUGCAGUUGGAAUCAUUCCUACAAAGAAUGGGAUUACUGGGCCAGGGCAUGUGGCAGUGGGUGAGUCCUGUCACCUGUGGUCCACCUAUCACCAGGUCACAUGGGUCAGGUUUCUUCAAGACCUAUCAAAACCCUCUUGGGUUUGUUAAGGAGGAUGCUGGUUCUAUUAAGGGCCUAACAAGAAAUGACAAAACCUGUUCACUGGAUCCUGGCACCAAACUUGAUCGAUCGGAGGAUCCUGGUUUACAAGAUGAGGAAUACAAAAACACUUCUACCCAUUUGGAUCAGAAAACUAGUACCCCAGUAACUGAUUGGGCUUCCUACUACAGAUAUAGAGGAUUAAGCUUUGAUUCACCUGUCGCGGUACUCCUACAGUGGCCGUUAACACUGUAUUACAUACUGACAAGCUGCCUGUCACAGGAUUGUAAGUAUGGUUGUAAACUGGCUGAGGACAGACCUGUCAUUCUGGACAUUCUGGGAGUGGAACAGGAGGUCGACUUGUAUCCAGUGUUUCAGGAACUAGGCUAUUUGUUGCCAGGCCAUGACUUUGUCAUCAACAUGUUUGGGAAGAAUAUCAGCAAGGCUGUUGACAGAUGUGUGAAGGUCAUUGGCAGAGUAAAGGUCAAGGUCUACAGACGCCUGUAUCAUAACUACACAUGUCGCUGGAAACCUGACCUAGUUGUAGGUUUCAAUGCGGGAAUUGCAGCCUAUCCAUCAUGGAGAGAUACUAUACAGAAACUAAAGGAUGAACAAACACCUGCCUAUUUCACAGACUACUGUCACUACAGCGCUGACCUUGGUCGGGAGGUCAUGAGACAGGGAUGUGGGCUGGAGACUUCCACGCCCUCUGUCAACCCGUUUAGGAGCCCUAUUAGACGUAUCUGUGAACAGCACCUCCUGCCAUGGUUCAGUAAUGCUUUCCUCUUCCAUAUCAUAUACUCACCCAUUAAACAAUGCUGACACUCAA